Molecule: messenger RNA, 507 nt
Organism: Ophidiomyces ophidiicola
Lineage: Eukaryota; Fungi; Ascomycota; Eurotiomycetes; Onygenales; Onygenaceae
Gene: ats1
Product: Peroxygenase 1
Exons: 2
Coding region: 1-507 (168 amino acids)
Biological process (GO): protein acetylation
Molecular function (GO): N-acetyltransferase activity
Source: RefSeq, a predicted model, not a curated record
AUGUCCGGCCCGCCCAGCAUUCGCCAUGCGACGACUCACGACGUCCCGACCAUCCUCGACUUCAUCCGCGCCGGGGCCGCGGCCACCAGCUCGCUGGACCACGUCGAAGCCACCGAGACCAGCCUGCGCGCGACGCUGAACUUCGCCGACUCGCCCGCGGGCCACCCGGGCGUUGCCAGAACGCUGCUGCUGGAGGCGCCCGAGGGCGUGGUGGCGGGCAUGGCGAUCUACUAUUACAACUACUCGACGUGGCGCGCGAAGCCGGGCGUGAUCUUGGAGGAGCUCUUCGUGCGGCCCGAGUUCAGACGGCGCGGGUAUGCGCGCCGACUCAUCGCCGAGCUGGCGGGCGAGGUGCGGCGCAUUGGCGGCGUGCGCGUGGAGUGGGUGUGCCUGCGCGACAACGCGGCGGCGCUGCAACUGUACGAGAGCCUGGGCGCCACUCGCAUGGAGGACUGGGUGACCUUGCGGGUGUCGGGCGAGGCACUAGACCGGCUGGCGGAAGUAUGA